GGCGGAGGGAUCCGGGGAGGGCGCACGGGCGGUGCUGCGUCUUAUAUAGAGCGGCCGGGGGCGCGCAGGAGCUCUCUCGAGUCACCCCCGCGCGACGCGCUCCGGCUCCCCGUGCUCUGCCGUGCCGCAGCCCGUUUCCGUGCCCUGCAAGAUGCCUGAGGAAGUGCACCAUGGAGAGGAGGAGGUGGAGACUUUUGCCUUUCAGGCAGAAAUUGCCCAGCUCAUGUCUCUCAUCAUCAACACUUUCUACUCUAACAAGGAAAUUUUCCUUCGGGAGUUGAUCUCCAAUGCUUCUGAUGCUUUGGACAAGAUUCGUUAUGAGAGCCUGACAGACCCUUCCAAGUUGGACAGCGGCAAAGAGCUGAAGAUUGACAUCAUCCCCAACCCUCAAGAGCGAACCCUGACUUUGGUGGACACGGGCAUUGGCAUGACCAAGGCUGACCUCAUAAAUAAUUUGGGAACCAUCGCUAAGUCUGGCACUAAAGCCUUCAUGGAGGCUCUCCAGGCUGGUGCAGACAUCUCCAUGAUUGGGCAGUUCGGCGUCGGAUUUUACUCUGCCUACCUGGUGGCCGAGAAGGUGGUGGUGGUCACCAAGCACAACGACGACGAGCAGUACGCCUGGGAGUCGUCCGCCGGCGGCUCCUUCACCGUGCGGGCCGACCACGGUGAGCCCAUCGGCCGGGGCACCAAGGUGGUCCUCCACCUCAAAGAAGACCAGACCGAGUACCUGGAGGAGAGGCGCGUCAAGGAGGUGGUGAAGAAGCACUCGCAGUUCAUCGGCUACCCCAUCACCCUCUACUUGGAGAAGGAACGAGAGAAGGAGAUCAGCGACGACGAAGCAGAGGAAGAGAAAGGCGAGAAAGAGGAGGAAAACAAGGAUGAUGAGGAGAAGCCAAAGAUUGAAGAUGUGGGAUCAGAUGAGGAGGACGACACUGGUAAGGAUAAGAAGAAGAAAACCAAGAAGAUUAAGGAGAAAUACAUUGAUCAGGAGGAACUGAACAAGACCAAGCCCAUUUGGACCAGAAACCCUGAUGACAUCACUCAAGAAGAAUAUGGCGAGUUCUAUAAGAGCCUCACCAAUGACUGGGAAGACCACUUGGCAGUCAAGCACUUCUCUGUAGAGGGCCAGCUGGAGUUCAGGGCGCUGCUGUUCAUCCCGCGGCGGGCUCCCUUUGACCUCUUCGAGAACAAGAAGAAAAAGAACAACAUCAAACUCUACGUGCGGCGAGUGUUCAUCAUGGACAGCUGUGACGAGCUGAUCCCGGAGUAUCUCAACUUCAUCCGUGGUGUGGUUGAUUCUGAGGACCUGCCUCUCAACAUCUCCAGAGAAAUGCUCCAGCAGAGCAAAAUCUUGAAGGUCAUCCGCAAAAACAUUGUGAAGAAGUGCCUUGAGCUCUUCUCGGAGCUGGCAGAAGACAAAGAGAACUACAAGAAGUUCUAUGAGGCCUUUUCUAAGAAUCUAAAGCUUGGAAUCCACGAAGAUUCCACUAACCGCCGCCGCCUUUCCGAGCUGCUGCGCUACCACACCUCCCAGUCUGGAGACGAGAUGACGUCGCUGUCAGAGUACGUGUCUCGGAUGAAGGAGACCCAGAAGUCCAUCUAUUACAUCACUGGUGAAAGCAAAGAGCAGGUGGCCAACUCGGCUUUCGUGGAGCGCGUGCGGAAGCGUGGCUUUGAGGUCGUGUACAUGACUGAGCCCAUUGACGAGUACUGCGUGCAGCAGCUCAAGGAGUUUGAUGGGAAGAGCCUGGUCUCCGUGACCAAAGAGGGUCUGGAGCUACCAGAGGAUGAGGAGGAGAAGAAGAAGAUGGAAGAGAGCAAGGCCAAGUUUGAGAACCUGUGUAAGCUCAUGAAGGAGAUCUUGGACAAGAAGGUUGAGAAGGUGACAAUCUCCAAUAGGCUCGUGUCUUCGCCCUGCUGCAUUGUGACCAGCACCUACGGCUGGACAGCCAACAUGGAGCGAAUCAUGAAGGCCCAGGCACUUCGUGACAACUCCACAAUGGGCUACAUGAUGGCCAAAAAACACCUGGAGAUCAACCCUGACCACCCCAUCGUGGAGACCCUGCGGCAAAAAGCUGAGGCCGACAAGAACGACAAAGCCGUCAAGGACCUGGUAGUGCUGCUGUUUGAAACGGCUCUGCUCUCUUCCGGCUUCUCCCUGGAGGAUCCCCAGACGCACUCCAACCGCAUCUACCGCAUGAUCAAGCUAGGGUUAGGCAUUGAUGAAGAUGAGGCGGCCUCAGAGGAGCCCAGCGCUGCUGUUCCCGAUGAGAUCCCCCCGCUGGAGGGCGAUGAGGACGCAUCCCGCAUGGAGGAAGUCGACUAGAGUCCCCGUGGGAACUCUGCCCUCUGUAUAGUUGCCCGAGCUCCUGCGGUAACCGUGACUGGCCCUGCCCCACCUGGCUCCCACCGCUGCAGUCCAGUGGUCUUCUCUCCUGACCUGGUCUAGGCAGGAAGCCCCUCCCCCACCCGACGGCAAGGUUGGGUGUUGUGUAUUGUGUUUUUGUUGUUUAUUUUGUUCUGAAAUUAAAGUAUGCAAAAUAAAGAAGAUGCCGUUUUAUACA
Molecule: messenger RNA, 2564 nt
Organism: Jaculus jaculus (lesser Egyptian jerboa)
Lineage: Eukaryota; Metazoa; Chordata; Mammalia; Rodentia; Dipodidae
Gene: Hsp90ab1
Product: heat shock protein 90 alpha family class B member 1
Exons: 11
Coding region: 152-2326 (724 amino acids)
Biological process (GO): cellular response to heat; protein stabilization; protein folding
Cellular component (GO): cytosol; plasma membrane; protein-containing complex
Molecular function (GO): ATP hydrolysis activity; ATP binding; ATP-dependent protein folding chaperone
Source: RefSeq, a predicted model, not a curated record